This is a messenger RNA of Thrips palmi, 1847 nucleotides long. RefSeq names its product N-sulphoglucosamine sulphohydrolase (gene Sgsh). The record is from RefSeq and is a predicted model, not a curated record. The transcript has 10 exons. Gene Ontology annotation, biological process: heparan sulfate proteoglycan catabolic process; glycosaminoglycan catabolic process. Gene Ontology annotation, molecular function: N-sulfoglucosamine sulfohydrolase activity. The coding region runs from base 186 to 1739 and encodes 517 amino acids. NCBI's taxonomy places the organism in Eukaryota, Metazoa, Arthropoda, Insecta, Thysanoptera, Thripidae.
AACAACAACAAGAAACUAAAGUUGUUUGACCGGACCCAGACCGGUGUAGCCAGUGUUCGAGUGCACUGACACCGGACCCCGGACCGGACACCGGCAUAGUACACGCUGCUGCACUUCUUGCAGCCGGCGGCCGGCACGGUUCACUCGCAGGAGGGCUGCAAUCGCCUGCGUGGUGUUGAUCCACAAUGAACACUUUGGUGGUGGUCUUAGGCCUUGCCUUCCUUGUAACCCAACCAGCAGCAUUUUCUCCUGAUAAGAGGAGUGGACUCAAGAAAAAUGUGCUCUUCCUUGUAGCUGACGAUGCAGGUUUUGAAAUGGGAACCUAUCGCAAAAAAGUGGUCCAAACUCCCCACCUGGAUGCUCUUGCAAAAAAAAGUCUAAUAUUCAACAAUUUGUUUGCAUCUGUCAGCAGUUGCUCACCCAGCCGAGCCUCCAUCCUUAGUGGUCUUCCUACUCAUGGAAAUGGAAUGUAUGGGCUUCACCACAGUGUACACCACUUCAAUUCUUUUGAUGGGGUGAGGAGUCUUCCUAAUAUCUUGAGGGAAAAUGGUAUAAACACAGGUAUAAUUGGAAAGAAACAUGUUGGUCCAGCAGAUGUUUACAAAUUUGACUAUGAGGCAACGGAAGAACACCACUCAAUAAUGCAAGUUGGUCGAAACAUCACCAAAAUUAAAUUAUUAGUUAGAGACUUCUUGAACCAAAAAUCCGCCCAACCAUUCUUUCUGUAUGUUGGCUUCCAUGAUCCGCACCGCUGUGGACACACACACCCUGAGUUUGGCACAUUCUGUGAAUUUUUUGGGAAUGGAGAAACAGGAAUGGGUCUGAUUCCAGAUUGGCAUCCCAUCACAUACGAUCCAACCCAAGUGGAAGUUCCUCACUUUGUCCAGAAUUCUUUGCCCGCUAGAAGAGAUAUAGCAGCUCAAUACACAGCAAUAUCACGUCUUGACCAAGGUGUUGGUUUGGUGUUAAAGGAACUGGAGAACCAUGGUGUGCUGAAUGACACACUGGUAAUUUAUACAUCGGAUAAUGGCAUACCUUUUGCAGGAGGUAGAACAAAUCUUUAUGACUCAGGUAUCAAGUUGCCUAUGCUGAUGUCAUCCCCAAUUCCCACCCACCGGCACUUUGACGUGACAUACGCAAUGUCAAGUCAUCUGGACCUAGUCCCCACAGUAUUGGACUGGUUUUCAGUGCCCUAUCCAACCACAGAUUUAGCCGCAAACCACCCUGUACAACCUCUGCCAGGAAAAAGUCUCAUUCCUCUUCUUGAAAAAGAGCCAACUGAUGAUGGAAAAGCUGUAUUUGCAAGUCACAACCAUCAUGAGGUCACUAUGUAUUACCCUAUGAGAGCUGUAAGAACAAAGCAUUUCAAGCUUAUUCACAACAUUAACUUUCGGAUGCCAUUCCCAGUUGACCAAGACCUUUACAUCUCCAGAUCUUUCCAAGACAUUUUGAAUCGCACUCGUGAGAAAGAACCAACUCACUGGUCAAAGACACUGAAACAGUAUUACUAUCGACCUGAAUGGGAACUUUAUGACCUAAGAAAAGAUGCAGAGGAAGCUAAAAAUGUAGUGGGAAAACCAGCAUAUAAGGCAAUAACAGAAGAUUUGCAGAAGAGACUUCUGAAAUGGCAAGAAAUUACAAAUGACCCAUGGAUUUGUGCACCAAGAGGAGUCUUUGAAAACAGUGGAGUUUUCAAGGAAAAUCCAUCAUGCCUACCACUAGAUAAUCUGGAUAUUUGACAAAUUUGUUGCAUGAAAUAUGAUUUACCAUCACCACAUCAAACAACUAAGAGAACAUAUAAGUUUUGUAAACAUUUGAUUAAAAUGAUGAUUUAUGAUGGUUGACAA